GAUGAAAAGUGGGAGCAAAAGAAAAGUAGAAAAUAAAAAAGUAUGAGUGGAGAUAGCAGACAAAGGUAGAAUACUGAGGUAGGAAAGAAAACUAUGGUGUAGGAGCUUCAAAUAAAGAGACUCACUCAACCGUAGAGAGGAAAAUGGUGGUGUUGUAUAAUAGAAGACGAAGUGGUUAAUCUCUUUCUCUUUCUUUCUCUCUCUCAUCCAUGUCUUCCAGUACCACCAACAAAACCCACUGAAGCAAAUUAUCAUGAUGAAACUCCCUCUGCACCCUGCACUCCGAAAAAGCGAUUAUCAUCCUCAUCAAAAUCUUCCUUCCCUUAAAUUUACCCCUUUCAACACCACCCUCUUCUCAUCCACAACUCCCACCACCCCAAAACCAUGAAACCUUUUCUUCUCUUUCUCAUCACAUUCUCCUUCCUCUGUCAAACACUUCUCUCUGCCACGACCCUGCCUCUUCAACUCAUCUCCCUCCUCUCACUAAAAUCAUCCCUCCAAGACCCUCUUAACAACCUCCAUGACUGGGAUUAUUACAACUCCUCCAACUUCACUUCCCAACACCCCAUAUGGUGUUCGUGGAGAGGCAUCACGUGCCACUCCAAAACCUCACAAAUCACCACCCUCGACCUCUCCCACCUCAAUCUCUCCGGCACAAUCUCACCCCAAAUCCGCCAUUUAUCCACCUUGAACCACCUUAACCUCAGCGGAAAUGACUUCGGCGGGAGCUUCCAGUACGCCAUUUUCGAACUACCGGAACUCAGAACUCUGGACAUCAGCCACAACUACUUCAACUCAACCUUCCCACCCGGCACAUCAAAGCUCAAGUUCCUCAGGCACUUCAACGCCUACAGCAACAGCUUCACCGGACCCCUCCCCCACGAGUUAACCACCCUUCGUUUUCUGGAACACCUGAACCUCGGCGGAAGCUACUUCAGUGACCGGAUUCCGCCCAGUUACGGCACUUUCCCCAGACUCAAGUUUCUCGACUUAGCCGGCAACGCCUUGGGAGGUUCGCUUCCACCCCAAUUAGGCCACUUGGCUGAACUGGAACACUUGGAAAUUGGGUACAACAAUUUCUCAGGAACACUACCUUCGGAACUCUCAUUGCUCUCUAAUCUCAAAUACUUGGACAUCUCAACCGCUAACAUCUCAGGGAACGUGAUUCCGGAGCUGGGAGAACUCACCAACCUGGAGACACUUUUGCUGUUCAAGAACAGGUUAACAGGAGAAAUCCCAGCAACCAUUGGAAGAUUGAAGUUUCUUAAAAGCCUUGACCUCUCAGAUAACCAACUCACAGGGCCAAUCCCCACCCAAGUCACCAUGCUGACGGAACUAACCACGCUCAACCUCAUGGAAAACAACCUCACCGGAGAAAUACCACAGGGAAUCGGAGACCUACCAAAGCUUGAGAUUCUGUUCCUCUUCAACAACUCACUCACCGGAACCCUCCCUCAGCAACUUGGCUCCAACGGGUUACUACUGAAACUCGACGUUUCCACAAACUCACUCGAAGGUCCAAUCCCUGAAAAUGUCUGCAAAGGUAACAGGCUCGUGAGGCUCAUACUCUUUCUCAACAAGUUCAGUCAUACCCUUCCACCGUCCCUUGGCAGCUGCACCUCGCUCGCUAGGGUUCGCAUCCAAAACAAUUUCCUCAACGGUUCAAUCCCCGAAGGCCUCACGCUCCUCCCUAACCUUACAUUCCUAGAUAUCAGCAGCAACAACUUCCAGGGUCCGAUUCCGGAACACUUGGGUAACUUGCAGUACUUCAACAUCUCCGGAAACUCCUUCGGAACCUCCUUACCUGCGUCUAUUUGGAAUGCAACUAAUCUCGCGAUCUUCUCCGCGGCUUCGUCGAACAUCACCGGUCAAAUUCCAGAUUUCAUUGGGUGUCAGCAACUGUAUAAGCUCGAAUUGCAGGGAAAUUUCAUCAACGGAACGAUUCCAUGGGACAUUGGACACUGCCAGAAGCUAAUUUUGCUCAAUCUGAGUCGAAACUCACUCACCGGAAUCAUUCCCUGGGAAAUCUCCACUCUCCCCUCCAUCACCGACGUUGAUCUCUCGCACAAUUCCCUCACCGGAACCAUUCCGUCGAACUUCAACAACUGCUCCACUCUCGAGAAUUUCAACGUGAGUUUCAACUCCCUCACCGGUCCAAUUCCCUCGUCCGGCAUCUUCCCGAACCUCCAUCCUUCCUCCUACUCCGGGAACCAGGGCCUCUGCGGCGGCGUGUUGGCCAAACCCUGCGCUGCCGACGCCCUCGCCGCCUCCGCCGACGACCAGGUCGACGUCCGCCGCCAGCAGCCGAAGCGAACAGCCGGUGCAAUCGUGUGGAUCGUGGCCGCCGCGUUCGGCAUCGGGCUCUUCGUGCUGGUUGCCGGGACGCGGUGCUUCCACGCGAACUACAACCGGCGGUUCGGAGAGGAGGUCGGGCCGUGGAAGUUAACGGCGUUCCAGCGGCUGAAUUUCACGGCGGACGACGUGCUGGAGUGCUUGUCGAUGUCCGAUAAGAUAUUAGGAAUGGGAUCGACGGGGACAGUUUACCGCGCCGAAAUGACCGGCGGCGAGAUCAUAGCGGUUAAGAAGCUUUGGGGAAAACAGAAGGAGAAUAUCCGCCGGAGAAGAGGGGUUCUGGCCGAGGUGGAGGUGUUGGGAAACGUGAGGCACCGGAAUAUCGUGAGGUUGUUAGGGUGCUGCAGCAACAGGGAGUGCACCAUGCUGCUCUACGAGUACAUGCCCAAUGGCAACUUGGAUGAUUUGUUGCAUGCCAAAAACAAAGGUGAUAAUCUCGUCGCUGAUUGGUUCACAAGGUACAAGAUCGCCUUGGGCGUUGCUCAGGGAAUCUCCUACCUCCACCACGACUGCGACCCCGUCAUCGUCCACCGCGAUCUCAAACCCAGUAACAUUCUUUUAGACGCUGAAAUGGAGGCAAGAGUCGCCGAUUUCGGCGUCGCAAAGUUGAUUCAGACCGACGAAUCCAUGUCCGUCAUUGCCGGAUCCUAUGGCUACAUUGCUCCAGAAUAUGCUUACACCCUUCAAGUGGAUGAGAAGAGCGACAUUUACAGCUAUGGAGUGGUGUUAAUGGAGAUUCUGAGCGGAAAACGUUCAGUGGAAGCAGCAUUUGGAGACGGAAACAGCAUAGUGGAUUGGGUGAGGUCAAAGAUAAAAUCAAAAGAUGGAAUUGAUGACAUAUUGGACAAGAAUGCAGGAGCAGGGUGCAGUUCAGUGAGAGAAGAGAUGAUUCAGAUGCUGAGAAUUUCAUUGCUCUGCACCAGUAGAAACCCUGCAGAUAGACCUUGUAUGAGGGAUGUUGUGUUGAUGCUGCAAGAGGCAAAGCCCAAGAGAAAAUUGCAGGAUAGUGUUGUAGGUGGAUUUGGAGGGGACAAUGUGGUUGCUGCACCUGACAUUCCCCUCCCACAAAAGCCAAUCGCAGAACAAUGCUAAUGUGUUUAUAUCAUUCAAAUGGUUUUUUUCUUUUUUUGGAUAUUUUAUUUUUUCUUAUUGUGGGGGAUUGGUAUAGGAGAAAGUCAUUUUCUAUUUUACUUGCAAUGGAAUUUCAAGUGUUACUACUUCUUCUAGUUU
Molecule: messenger RNA, 3582 nt
Organism: Vigna unguiculata (cowpea)
Lineage: Eukaryota; Viridiplantae; Streptophyta; Magnoliopsida; Fabales; Fabaceae
Gene: PXY
Product: Leucine-rich repeat protein kinase family protein
Biological process (GO): protein phosphorylation
Molecular function (GO): protein kinase activity; protein binding; ATP binding
Source: RefSeq, a predicted model, not a curated record